This is a messenger RNA of Talaromyces atroroseus, 1224 nucleotides long. RefSeq lists its product as hypothetical. Gene Ontology annotation, cellular component: endoplasmic reticulum; membrane. Lineage: Eukaryota; Fungi; Ascomycota; Eurotiomycetes; Eurotiales; Trichocomaceae. The record is from RefSeq and is a predicted model, not a curated record. Gene Ontology annotation, biological process: lipid homeostasis. The transcript is spliced from 2 exons. The coding region runs from base 1 to 1224 and encodes 407 amino acids.
AUGUUAGAUCCUUUCUUUCCUCCGCCACCCUGGCUUCAGGACCUAGUGACCCCGUGGGCGGCCUCGUUGCAUCUCCAUUCUCUACCCUACCAUAUCCACGAAGUUAUCCUCGCCUUCGUGUUCUAUCAGCUAAUCCAUUCUUAUGUCUCGCCAUGGCUGUCUAAAAGACUAUUCCCCCGACAGUAUACCCAGUUGCCAAAACGCACGCAGCUCAACUGGGAUAUCCAUGUCGUCUCGUUUGUUCAGAGUGUCCUGGUGAACGUAGCGGCGCUGUGGGUCAUCUUUGCAGACCGCGAGAGAAGCAUCAUGAACAUCGACGAGCGUGUCCACGGAUAUACCGGUGCCGGUGGCCUCGUGCAGGCUCUGGCAACUGGCUAUUUUAUUUACGACCUGAUUGUCAGUGUUGUGCAUCUGAAGUUGUUUGGCAUCGGCAUGCUUUUCCACGCCAUUAGCGCUCUGUGCGUCUUCAGUCUCGGAUUUAGACCGUUCGUUAAUUUUUAUGCACCGACCUUCAUUCUCUACGAGUUGUCCAGCCCGUUCCUCAAUAUUCACUGGUUUCUAGACAAGCUCAACAUGACCGGCAGCAAUCUGCAGUGGUAUAACGGAAUGCUGCUUCUAGGCGUGUUUUUCUCCUGCCGUAUAAUAUGGGGUACUUGGCAAUCGAUCGUUGUUUACGGAGACAUGUGGCAUGCACUCAUGCAAAGUCGUUCGACAACCCAUUCGCCGUUCCUAGAUGGAGUCCCGACCAAUGCGCCUGUCUUCAAACUCGGCAAGGGCGCAGCCCUAUGCGUCAACGAAGACUGCAUCCAGGCAAAUGCAGAAAUUGCGAAAUUUGCUCACCAUUUCACCGACACCCCGCUCCCUCAAUGGCUGCCAAUUGUGUAUGUUUCUGCCAACUUGAUUCUGAAUACUCUCAACUAUUACUGGUUUUCGCAAAUGAUCGAUGCCGUGUUGAAGAGGUUCCGGAAACCAGCUCCUUCUGGUGCUGCCCCUGGUAAGAAGCCAGGCGAGAUCCUGCCGCCCCAUGAAGCGGAUAAGGUUGCAGCCAUUCGCCGUGAAAGACACGAUUAUAUAUUGGAUGCUGCUGAAAAAUUGAAACAAGAACAAGGGUACUUCGAGACUGGGGACGGAGCGGAGCUAGCGGUGCCAGCGACAGGUGUUGAUGCUACUGGAGCGGAAGCGGGAGAUUUGUUGAGAGAACGGAAGACAGCUGCUCCAUCAUGA